CAAAGCUAGUAGUAGCAAGCAAAACAGGGUAAGCAGUUAAACCAAUAAUAGGACUGCUGAAGCAUACUGUGUUAGGCUGCCUCCCCGAGCAGCUGCACCGACCACUGUACAGUACAGCUGUUGCUGCAGCAGAACCUUGGGAGUCAAAGACGUGCUGACUCAAUGUUACAGAAAACGACGGCGGUGCACCAAGGGUAACUGAAGACAUAUUUGAAGAAGUUUGCAAGGACUGUCGGCAUUCGCCGAUUGUUUCUGGAAGCACGGCAGAAUGAUGCAGGUAUGUUAAUAUUUAAAGGAGACUGUUUUUGUUGUUGAUGUUACUUUUGUUGCAUCGGUACUUUACAAACUGCACUGGUUUCAUUUCAAAGUGGCUAUCACUUUUAAAGAUUAUCUUUUUGUUCCGCUCUCGUUUAGGGAGUUUAAUGACAUUGUUUUAAAAAAAUUAAAAAUUACAACAUCAAAAUUAAACUGCAGCCGUACAUCACGGUCAAUGUGUUUUAUUACAUUUCAUACGAUUUUUUUAUUUAUUUUAUUUUCGUUAGUUUUUUUUUUUUUUUUUUUUUUUUUCCAGUUUGCAUUGUUUAUAAAGCAAUAUAAUGAUAUACGUUUACUUUCUUGUUUGGCAUGUUCGGAGUACACGUCCAUCCUAUGAGAACACCCGUCAAAAAUUAUACACAAUUCACAAACAGCACAGUUGACGUACAGUGUUUAUACACUGAAAAGUCUGCCGUGGUCACAAGCCUUUUCGCAACUCUAAAAGUAUGUUUUAAUGUUAGUACGCCAGAAACGAAAACAUUUUUUUUUUUUCUCGGGGUACUGUCAAAUUUGUUUGCAUCCUCCCUAUUCGAUUUGUUUUAAGUAAAACCAACUGACAUAGUACCGUACUUCGCAGAGAGCGGUUUUUUUGUUUGUUUGUUUUUUUGGUGGAUACUGCUCAGUUGAACUGGUUAGGCAAGCCAUUUAAACACAUAGUGAGUUGUUCUAUUCUUUUUACCAAUACGAAUGAAAUCAUCUAGAAUAAUGCCUAAUUUGUUCAGGUUUGUUUUUCAGAUGUUUAUUUCUUAGAUUAUGGUGUCUAUUGCAUACAAUAUUGACAUACAAUACAGACUGAUUCACAAAUGUUGCUAUAAAAACCCUUUAAGGAAAAUGCACUGUGUUGCAACAGCCUGAUGCAAGAAAUUGCUGUAAUUAAUACUUUGUUCUAAAAUGUUAAUGCAAACUUUAUAGGUGAUGGAACCUUAAUCUGAAUCGAGCCUUGUAAGAUGACAAGUCUCUGCAUCAACAUGGUUUAUGGACAGAUCCUGCAUAGAAGUGGGACAGAGGAGGAACUUAUUAAUCUCAAUGUUGGAGGAUUCAAGCAGAAAGUAAAGCAAAGCACUCUUCUGAGGUUUCCACAAACCAGACUGGGUAAAUUGCUGAACUGUCAAUCAGAGGAGGCUAUUUUGGGACUGUGUGAUGAUUACAAUGUUGCAGACCAGGAAUAUUACUUUGAUAGAAACCCUUGCUUGUUCAGAUAUGUUUUGAACUUUUACUACACUGGGAAACUUCAUCUAAUGGAGGAGCUGUGUGUUUUUUCAUUCAGCCAAGAGAUUGAGUAUUGGGGAAUCACCGAGCUUUCCCUUGGCUCCUGUUGCAGCAGUAUAUACCAAGAGCUAAAAGAAGAUGGAAUAGGCAAAGACUGGGGACAAAAGAGUGAUGAAAAACAGAGUUUUGAUUCUUCUUUUGAGGAGCUGUCUGUCCUGGAUGCAGAACUAGAGAAAUUCGAAGGUCUUUGGUGUGCAGAGAUCAGAAAGUGUAUAUGGGUCAGACUUGAAAACCCUGGCUAUUCUAUAUCUGCAAAACUUAUUGCCAUAGCCUCUCUGAGCGUGGUCCUCAUAUCUAUUGUUGCCAUGUGUAUUCAUAGCAUGCCUGAAUUCCAAAAGUUUGAUGCCAAUUAUAAAGAAAUUGAAGACCCUGCUUUAGCAGUGUUGGAGAUUGUGUGCAUUAUCUUCUUCUCCAUAGAAUUUAUGGUGAGGCUUACUGUGGCCCCUUCUCAAAGGAAAUUCUUUGGUAACCCCUUGAACAUUAUAGACUUUGUGUCAAUUAUUCCAUUUUAUGCCACCUUGGCCAUUGACACUGUGGAUGAAGAGAGUGAGAAUUUGGAGAAUGUGGGGAAGGUGGUCCAGAUCUUGCGCCUCAUGAGGAUAUUCCGCAUUCUCAAGCUUGCUAGACAUUCUGUAGGACUCCGCUCUCUCGGUGCUACCUUGCGACAUAGUUAUCAUGAGGUAGGAUUAUUGAUUUUGUUUUUGUCUGUUGGGAUAUCCAUCUUUUCAGCACUUGUCUAUGCUGUGGAGAAAGAGGAAGAUGAGUCAGAACUAAAAAACAUACCUAUUAGUUGGUGGUGGGCAACUAUCAGCAUGACUACAGUGGGUUAUGGUGACACAUAUCCAGUAACAUUAUUUGGAAAGUUAAUCGGUAGUGUGUGCAUUAUUUGUGGGAUAUUAGUAGUCGCCCUGCCAAUCACCAUUAUUUUUAACAAGUUUUCCAAAUACUAUCAGAGGCAGAAGGAAAUGGACAUGGACCAGUGCAAUUCAGAAAUUAAGGAUCCAGAACCUGAUCUUCCAUACUUUAAUGUAAGAGACUUAUAUGCCCGAAAGAUGCACUCAUUUAUUACUAGCCUUUCUUCUGCAAGCAGUGUAGCCAGUGAUCACGAUGAAACAAAUGCAUCUAGCAUCCAAGAGACUGAAAAUGUUUGUAAUACCACUGUUUUGGAAAAUGGUAUGGUGAAAUAAGCUCAUUCUAUUUCAUUUGCUCUCUAGGAAAACCUUACUUAAAGCACUUUACAGUUCUCAGGGCUUUGUUAUUGAUUGAUGUCACUCAAUAUUACUUCCAGAUAUCAUCAAUAACAUUGCACAUGCCUCUUGCUUUUCUUUAUUAUGCAUAUUUUGUUUAAUAAAAUUAAAUAUUUAUAUACUGCCUGUUUCAAAGAUAUGUGGUUUAUAGAAUAAAAGACAAAAACAAUUUCCAGUGGCAUGUAAGUACAUUUUUCACUUUUCAUCCAGAGAAAGAAGAAUGCAUGCAUGUUUUAACAGAAGGAGAAAUUAUGGAAAAUAUUGAUUGAAUAA
This is a messenger RNA of Polyodon spathula (Mississippi paddlefish), 3104 nucleotides long. RefSeq names its product potassium voltage-gated channel subfamily S member 3-like. Gene Ontology annotation, biological process: protein homooligomerization; potassium ion transmembrane transport. The transcript has a single exon. Gene Ontology annotation, cellular component: voltage-gated potassium channel complex; membrane. Bases 1263 to 2771 code for a protein of 502 amino acids. NCBI's taxonomy places the organism in Eukaryota, Metazoa, Chordata, Actinopteri, Acipenseriformes, Polyodontidae. Gene Ontology annotation, molecular function: protein binding; voltage-gated potassium channel activity. The record is from RefSeq and is a predicted model, not a curated record.